Molecule: messenger RNA, 1740 nt
Organism: Aspergillus aculeatus ATCC 16872
Lineage: Eukaryota; Fungi; Ascomycota; Eurotiomycetes; Eurotiales; Aspergillaceae
Product: enhancer of polycomb-like protein 1
Exons: 4
Coding region: 1-1740 (579 amino acids)
Biological process (GO): regulation of transcription by RNA polymerase II
Cellular component (GO): piccolo histone acetyltransferase complex
Source: RefSeq, a predicted model, not a curated record
AUGACUAGGUACGGGGGUAUGGGGAGGACGCGCCCGAAAAAGCUCACCUCCAAGGCCUCCAUCCCCAUAGUCCGCGAACAUGAAAUAGAUCUUAUCGAGGAUGAGAUCCAAAAUGCCCUUCAACAGAUUGAGACCGGUGUCGAGAAGGCGGAGGAGUCGGAAUUCCAUCUGCAGGUCGCUAUCAGUGCCGCUGCCCAGGGCAAAGUAAAAGAUGCCCAUAUUCCGACCCCGGAGACCGUCCUCAGUAACCUCCGAUAUGACGAGCUCUACCCUCCAGUCUUCUCGCAGCCAGCGACAUACAUCCGCUUCUCCUCCACCGUCGAGGACUGCUGCGGACCUCCAUAUUGCAUGAACGAGGACGAUGAUGUGUUCCUUAAGAACUUCAACCAAAAGCGCGAUGCCGCCAACCAAUGCACAGAAGACAACUUCGAGGAAGUCAUGAGCUUUUUCGAAUUGACGUCAAGGAAAGAGCAGCCGUAUGCUUGUGUAGAUAACUCUCCGGUCAUGAGUUUCGAAGAAUUCCAGGAGGCGAUGGAUCCGGCCGUAGACGACAGCGUAAAGCGUUUCGCCAAGGACAUAUACGACUACUGGAAGUCGCGACGCAUCAGCGGUGGGAAUGAGCCUCUGCUCCCGACACCAAAGGCUGAAGCUGGUCGGGAAGCUGAUGAUACCGACCCGUACGUCUGUUUCCGAAGGCGCGAGGUGCGGCAGACCCGCAAAACUCGUGGCAGAGAUGCGCAAAGUGCGGACAAACUGCGACGGCUCAGAAAGGAACUGGAAGAUGCUCGGCAGUUGGUUGCACUUGUACGUCAGCGUGAGUUGGCGCGCAAGGAGAUGCUCGCCGUCGAACGGCAGGUCUUCCUGCAGAGAUCCGAGGUCAAGGAUAUGAAGAGGAAACUCAAUAUCAAGGACGACGAUGAGGAUCUUAUCAACCAGAGACCCAAGAAGAAGCCGGUAGAGGCACCUGCUGUGCAGCGCCCAGCACCUCCGCAGCUGCGCAUGCCCCCCAAGGCGGCCACGCAGCCAGCAGAAGACCUGCAGCUACUGGACGAUGUCCAAGCGGAGAAAGAAAACGAGAUCAUUCGCGACAUCAAGCAGAACAUCACGAAGCACAUCAAGUGGAACGAGGGUUAUGUGGAUUUCACACGAGCACCGCUCUCCCCCUCACCUGAUCGGACGUUCGAUGCUGCAUUCCGCCCUGCAAUCACCACCCAGUUACCGACGCCACCAUCGUCGGAAUCAUCCGACAACAUGCCGGAUUCAGCCAUAGAUACCCGCAGUGCCAUUGCCCUCCCGAAUAAAUUAGCCACCCAUGCCAUGGAACUGAGCGAGGACACGAGCAAGAUGCCCUCAUUCCGCAGACGUAUAGGACGCGGGGGUCGUUUGUUCAUCGAUCGCCGAAACCUUGCGGCUCGUUGUAGAGUUGAAAUGGAUCCGUGGAAGGCUGAUCGAUUCAAGUACGAUCAGGAAGAUUCAGAUGAGGAGCUCGAUUAUGAGAGGGACCAAUUCGAUAUCCAAAUCAUGCAACAUCGAGCCAUCAUGGCAGCAAAAGCUCGCGAUCAAGCAGCAGCGGCAGCGGUUCAAGCUCAUGCGCAGGCGCAGGCAGCUCAGGCCCAGGCCCAGGCCCAAGCUCAACGAAAGUUGCAGGCCGAACAAACCACGGCCAGCAGCAAUUCACCAAGCGGGGGGCAAGCAGGGGGAUCUAAUCCCGGGCCUGGUGCCGCUGUCUCCACGUCUUGA